UCUCAGAAUUUUUUAAGUGUUAUAUUAAUUUUAAAUAAUUGAAUUAUUUUAUUCAUUCAAUCAACAGUUUAUUUUAAGCACUCCUGAGUGCUAGGGUACCACUAAAUCACAAAAAGCAUUUGAUAAAUGUAACAUCUCAAAAUCCAGUAGGUGAGAUUAAAAAAAAAAAACUUUCAUUCAUAUUUUGCAUCUUCCUUGUAGAUUCAGAAUGGAGAAGAGGGAGAUAAACAGUGCUUUUGUGGGUAGAAUCCAGUUAUAAAUAUUUGGGCCCACUCAAUGUCAUCUAUACUUGCUAUCAUACUAGAAUCAUUCUUCUCAUCACUAGGCUCCUGACUUUGACCUCUUUCCAGAUGCAUUUAACUCUCUUUCCCCAGGUAUUCUAAGAAUUGCCUGACAGUUGCCCAGGUUCCCUGAAUAAAAUACAGUUAAAUCAGUGCAUAAGGAACUUUAUACAGUGAUCUCAGACUCCUGACCAAGAACACCUCUGCACCAUUGAUAGACAGUGGCUGUGCCCACCAGGAGGAUGGGCAAUCACACUGCAGUGAGCAUAUUCCUUCUGUGGGGAUUUUCCAGUUUUUCAGACCUGCAGCAUCUACUUUUUGUGGUGAUUUUCUUCUUCCAUGUGACUAUCAUAGCGGCAAAUGUGUCUGUAAUGGGGGCCAUCAAGCUCAGCCACAACCUUCACACUCUCAUGUACUUUUUCCUCUGUGGCCUGUCCUUUUCAGAAACCUGUACCACUAUGGUAGUCAUCCCUCGCAUGCUGGUGGACUUGCUAUCAGAGAGCAAGACCAUUUCUCUUCCUGAGUGUGCCACACAGAUGUUUUUCUUUUUGGGCUUCGCAUCGAAUAACUGUUUCAUCAUGGGUGCCAUGUCCUAUGACUGCUACACAGCCAUCUGCAACCCACUGCAGUACCACACCCUUAUCACAAGAAACAGCUGCUUGCAGAUGAUGAUGGCUUCUUGGAUGGUUGGGUUCCUGUUUUCUCUGUGCAUCAUCGUCACUGUAUUCAACUUGUCUUUUUGCGACUUGAACGCUAUCCAGCACUACUUCUGUGAUAUCUCACCUGUGGUCUCCCUUGCUUGUAAUUACACUUCCUAUUAUAAAAUGGCUAUUUUUGUGCUCUCUGCCUUUGUGUUGGUGGGCAGCUUUAUUUUAAUUAUGAUUUCCUAUGUCUUCAUUGUAUUCAUAGUCAUAAAGAUGCCCUCUGCCAAGGAGAGGUCUAAGGCCUUCUCAACUUGCUCCUCCCACCUCACUGUUGUGUGCAUACACUAUGGAUUUGCUUCCUUUGUCUAUUUGAGGCCCAAGAACGGCAACUCCUUCCAUGAAAACAUGCUGAUGGCCAUGGCAUACACAAUACUGACACCUCUGCUUAAUCCCAUUGUGUACAGUCUGAGGAACAAAGAAAUGCAGAUAGCCCUAAGAAAAGCACUAGGCAGUAUAAUUGGGUUUUUCCCUCAGAAGACAAAAAAAGGAGCCCUGAACAUUUAAAAAAAUUACCUAUCUCAAUAUGCAAUACUGUUUAAAAAAAUUACCUAUCAUUGAUAAAUAAAGGUGGGAAAAGUGGAGUACUUCCAAUUAAUAUCACUUUGUGCACAAGUGAUUAAAGUAUUGUCUAUUGCCUGUUACGUCCUGACCUCAUAACACCGUUUUCCUACUACAGAGAUGAUGCAGUUUUAAAAUAUUUUUAAAUGGUGUGCGUGUGUGUGUGUGUGUGUGAACACAUGCUUUUGGGGAAUGUAUUGCUUUGGGACACUGUAUUUUAAUGAUAGCAGUUGCUUUUGGGGAAAAAAGAAAAUAUGAUACUAAAGAGAGAAAGAGAGGAAGAAAGAAAGAGAGGAAGGAAGGAA
Molecule: messenger RNA, 1848 nt
Organism: Sapajus apella (tufted capuchin)
Lineage: Eukaryota; Metazoa; Chordata; Mammalia; Primates; Cebidae
Product: olfactory receptor 10T2-like
Exons: 1
Coding region: 524-1489 (321 amino acids)
Biological process (GO): G protein-coupled receptor signaling pathway
Cellular component (GO): membrane
Molecular function (GO): olfactory receptor activity
Source: RefSeq, a predicted model, not a curated record